Molecule: messenger RNA, 5448 nt
Organism: Zonotrichia albicollis (white-throated sparrow)
Lineage: Eukaryota; Metazoa; Chordata; Aves; Passeriformes; Passerellidae
Source: RefSeq, a predicted model, not a curated record
AUGGCUGAAUUCUUGGGGCCUGGUACCAACAACUUCCGCAGGUUCACUCAAGAAUCCUUGGCAGCCAUCAAAAAGAGAAUUGCUGCCAAAAAGAAAUGUCCGAAAAGUACCACAGAGCAGAAACCUGAGGAGAAGGAUCGUCCUCAGCUUGACCUCAAAGCUUUCCAGAAGUUGCCAGCUCUCUAUGGAAAUCCUCCUCCAGAGCUCAUUGGGGAAGCACUGGAGGAUGUCGACCCGUACUACAAAGAUCAUAAGGUUUUCAUAGUGCUAAACAAGCAGAAAAUAAUCUACAGAUUUACUGCUACACGUGCCCUGUGGAUCUUCAGUCCUUUCCACCCAAUACGAAGAAGAGCAAUUAAAAUUUUAGUACUUACAUGGUUCACCUGGUUUAUCAUGUGCACCAUCAUAACUAAUUGUGUAUUCAUGGCUCGCUCUGAGUCACACAAGUCUUCAUCACCUUCAUGGAGCACAUAUGUUGAAUAUACUUUCACUGGCAUUUACACUUUUGAAUCAUUGAUAAAAAUAUUGGCAAGAGGAUUCUGUCUAAAUGAAUUCACUUUCCUCCGGGAUCCCUGGAACUGGUUGGAUUUCUCCGUUAUUGUCAUGGCGUAUGUGGGAAUAGUCAAUGUACGGUGGAAUGUGUCAGUCCUACGGACUUUCAGGGUUCUCAGGGCUUUAAAAACCAUUUCAAUAGUCCCAGGGCUUAAGAUCAUUGUAGGGGCCCUUAUCCAGUCUGUUAAGAAGCUUGCUGAUGUGAUGAUCCUGACCGUUUUCUGCCUGAGUGUUUUUGCCCUCAUAGGCCUCCAGCUUUUUAAGGGCAAUCUCAGGCAAAAGUGUAUCAGGAACACUUCAGAGCUUUUUAAUAAAACAUGGGACAGUUAUGAAGAGUUUAUGAAUGAUUCAGCUGACUUUGCUAGGAAAAAUGGUUCUUCGGAUAUUUUGCUGUGUGGUCCUGGUGGUGGGGACUGUCCUCCUGGCUAUAAAUGCUGUAAAAUUGGGCCAAAUCCUGAUUAUGGUUUCACCAGUUUUGAUACAUUUGGCUGGGCUUUUCUCUCCUUAUUCCGCCUGAUGACCCAGGACUACUGGGAGCGUCUGUACCAACAGACCCUCAGAGCUUCUGGGAAGGUGUAUGUAGUCUUCUUCAUGAUGGUCAUCUUUCUGGGCUCAUUUUAUCUAGUCAACUUGAUUCUGGCUGUAGUAACAAUGGCAUAUGAGGACCAGAACAAGGCCACCAUCGCUGAAACUGAGGCAAAGGAAAGGAAAUUUCGGGAAGCUAUGGAAUUACUGCAGAAGGAGCAAGAGUCACUGGGUAUUAAAGGGAUUGAUAUCCUGUCACUUAGCUCCUUUGAAGCCUCUUCUCUGUCGUCCAAAGAAAUCAAGGAAAGGAGCAAUAGGCAAAAGAGAAAUAAGACACUAGGGAGAGAAGAAAAUGAAGAAGAAGAAGAACUUCCCAAGUCACAGCUCCCAGACAGUCAACGAAAGUUGCCAGCUGUGCGUGAUGAGAGCAGCAUGAUGCAUUUACCUCCUCAUCUGUCAGUGGAGUACUUUAAUGAGGCUCUUCAGAGACAAAGGGCAGCAAGUGUAGUCAGCAUAAUUACCAGUGUCUUGGAGGAACGUGAAGAAGCUCAGCAGAAAUGCCCACCACGCCUGAAGAACUUUGCUUUAAAGUAUCUAAUUUGGGAUUGUUGCCCAUUUUGGUUGAGAAUCAAGGAAAAAGUGGCUGCUUUCAUAAAGGAUCCUUUCUUUGAUCUCACCAUCACGGUUUGCAUUGUGAUGAACACUUUGUUCAUGGCACUGGAGCACAAUAAUAUGUCACUUACUUUUAAAUACAUGCUUAAAAUAGGAAACUUGGUUUUUACAGGAAUCUUCACUGCAGAAAUGAUCUUAAAAAUCAUCGCUCUAGAUCCCUAUUACUAUUUUCAGCAGCCCUGGAAUAUUUUUGACAGUGUCAUUGUCACACUGAGUUUAAUUGAAUUGAGUUUCCCCAAACACAAAAGCAAGAAAGAAAGGAGAAAAGGAGGAACCCUGUCAGUUUUACGAUCCUUCAGACUGCUGAGGGUCUUCAAACUGGCAAAGUCCUGGCCAACUUUAAACACUCUAAUUAAAAUAAUUUGUAACUCCCUGGGAGCACUGAGUAAUCUGACCCUCGUCCUGGGAAUCAUCAUUUUCAUUUUUGCUGUAGUAGGGGUGCAACUUUUUGGGAAAAGUUAUGCGAAAAACUGCAAUAAAAUAAGCAAAGACGGCAGGCCACGCUGGCACAUGAUGGACUUUUUCCAUUCAUUCCUCGUCGUUUUCCGAAUUCUGUGUGGAGAAUGGAUUGAGACCAUGUGGGACUGCAUGGUGGUUGCUGAACCAUCAGUAUGUCUUGUUCUCUUUCUGCUGGUCAUGGUGAUAGGAAAUUUAGUGGUUCUCAACCUUUUCAUUGCACUGCUGCUGAGUUCUUUCAGUGCUGACAGUCUCCAGACAACAGAGGAUGAUGGAGAGAUGAACAAUCUUCGGAUCGCCUUCGCUCGCAUCCGCAAGGCAUUCCACCUUGUCAAGAGCGCGACGUGGGAUGCCUGCUGCAGGAAGCUCAGGCACAUAAAGAAAGUGCACAAGAAGAAAAUCAAAUUGACUGCACAGAACUCACUGGGGUUCAAGAGGGAAGAGCCAAAGAGUUGUAAGGAGAAUUACAAUAAUGAAUGGAUUGAGAAAAACAGGGACAAAUGCCCAGGUCUUGAAGAUUUUGUUAGGAACCCCAACGUAUUUGUUUGUGUCCCUAUUGCUGAGGCAGAGAAUACAAGUGAGGGUUUUGAAGAUGAUGAUAAACUGAGCACAUUUACUGACACAGAAUGCAGCAAGCAGUUGGACGGUGUCAGCUCUUCUGAAGUCAGCACAGUGGAUCUGACAAAUCCUGAAGAUCUUUUAAAACAGAUUCCAGAAUUUUAUGAAGACUUCAAGACUCCAGAACAAUGUUUUCCAGAAGGUUGUGCUCGGUACUUCCGUUGUUGCCUGGAUAGGGCUGCAAAGUUUGGAGGAGAAACCUGGUUGAAUCUGAGAAAAACCUGCUACCAGAUUGUGGAACAUUCUUGGUUUGAGUCCUUUAUCGUGUUCAUGAUUCUUCUGAGCAGUGGAGCCCUGGCAUUUGAAGACAUCCAUAUAAAUAAGAGAAAAAGAAUUAAAGAUAUACUGGAAUUUCUUGACAAACUGUUCACUUUCAUCUUCAUUCUGGAGAUGCUCCUGAAGUGGGUGGCUUAUGGCUUCAAGAAAUAUUUCACCAAUGCCUGGUGCUGGCUGGAUUUCCUUAUUGUAGAUAUCUCUUUGAUAAACCUCUUUGCCGGUAACUUUGGGCCCAUGAAAUCUCUCCGGACUCUGCGAGCUCUGAGACCCCUGAGAGCACUGUCUCGGUUUGAGGGAAUGAGGGUUGUGGUCAAUGCCCUCCUGGGAGCCAUCCCUUCCAUCAUGAAUGUUCUGCUUGUCUGCCUCAUCUUCUGGCUCAUCUUCAGCAUCAUGGGAGUGAACCUCUUUGCUGGGAAGUUUGGGAAAUGUAUCAAUAUGACAGAUGAAAAUUUGAAAUUUGUGGUCAACAUCACAAACAAAACAGACUGUUUGAUGUAUAACGGCACUGGGGAAAUAUUCUGGGUCAAUGUUAAAGUCAAUUUUGAUAAUGUUGGCUCUGGCUACCUGGCUCUUCUUCAGGUGGCAACAUUUAAGGGUUGGAUGGACAUCAUGUAUGCAGCAGUAGAUUCACGAGAGAAAAAUGAUCAGCCAGAAAUGGAGUACAAUCUCUACAUGUAUCUCUACUUUGUGAACUUCAUAAUCUUUGGAUCUUUUUUCACCCUGAACCUCUUUGUUGGUGUAAUCAUUGACAACUUCAACCAGCAAAAGAAAAAGAUAAGUGGGGAAGAUAUCUUCAUGACAGAAGAACAGAAAAAAUACUACAAUGCAAUGAAAAAGUUGGGAUCCAAGAAGCCUCAAAAACCCAUUCCAAGACCCUUGAACAGAUACCAAGGCUUCCUUUUCAACAUUGUAACAUGCCAGAUGUUUGACGUUGUCAUCAUGGGUCUCAUCUGCCUCAAUAUGGUCACAAUGAUGGUGGAAACGUAUGAGCAAAGUGAAACAAAGACAAAUGUCCUCAGCAAAAUCAAUAUACUCUUUGUUACCAUCUUCACUGCAGAAUGUGUGCUGAAAUUGCUGGCUCUGAGGCAGUACUAUUUCUCAAAUGCCUGGAACAUAUUUGAUUUAGUUGUUGUUAUUAUGUCACUUGUUGCCUUACUGCUUUCCAACAUUGGCAAAGCGUUUGAACAUUUCUUACCACCCACACUCUUCAGAGUCAUUCGUUUGGCCCGGAUUGGCCGGAUCCUGCGACUCAUCCGGGGAGCCAAAGGAAUUCGAACUCUGCUGUUUGCCUUAAUGAUGUCCCUUCCUGCUCUGUUCAACAUUGGCCUCUUGCUGUUCCUGGUCAUGUUCAUUUAUGCCAUUUUUGGCAUGGCUAACUUUGGCUAUGUGAAGAUGGAAGGUGGCAUUGAUGACAUGUUCAACUUCCAAACCUUUGCUAACAGCAUGCUCUGUCUCUUCCAAAUCACCACGUCAGCUGGCUGGGAUGGUCUUCUCAGCCCCAUUUUAAACACUGGGCCACCGUAUUGUGAUCCAGCCAUAAAGGAAGAAGUGGGUGAAUGUGGUAAACCUGCCAUAGGUAUUAUUUAUUUUGUAAGUUACAUCAUUAUAUCAUUUCUCAUUGUUGUAAACAUGUACAUAGCCGUUAUUAUGGAGAACUUCAAUGCUGCCACUGAGGAAAGUGCAGAGCCUUUAGGGGAAGAUGACUUUGAUAUCUUUUAUGAAAUCUGGGAGAAGUUUGAUCCUGAGGUAACUCAGUUCAUAACUUUCUCUGCACUUUCAGACUUUGCAGAUGCUCUGCCCAAGCCCUUGCGUGUACCAAAACCAAACAAAGUUGAACUCACAGCAAUGGACCUGCCUGUGGUCAGUGGGGACAAGAUACACUGCUUGGAUAUCUUGUUUGCUUUCACCAAGAGGGUGUUGGGAGAUUCUGGAGAGCUGGAUACUCUGAAAGUACAUAUGGAGGAGAAAUUCAUGGCUGCCAAUCCAUCAAAACAAUCCUAUGAGCCAAUAUGCACUACGCUCAGCCACAGGCAAGAGGAAGCGUCGGCCACGGUGAUCCAGCGUGCCUACAGGAGCCACCUGCUCCAGCGCUCCCUCAAACAGGCUUCCUACCUGUACCAGCACAGAACUGGCAGCUCUGACACUCUGGGAGAUGAUGCUCCAGAAAAAGAAGGACUCAUUGCCUCUAUGCUGCGUGCAAAUUAUGGUAGGGGUCCUAACAGGUCUGAAACAUCGUCCUCAGUGUCCAUCCCUCCGUCGUAUGACAGUGUCACAAGAGAGAGUAGUGGCAAUCUCGUGGUGGAGAAUGGAGAAAUAAUGGGCAAUCAACAAUCUCCAGACUUUAAGUAG